Messenger RNA from Argiope bruennichi, 1140 nucleotides. Its product is annotated as zinc finger protein 830-like. Lineage: Eukaryota; Metazoa; Arthropoda; Arachnida; Araneae; Araneidae. Gene Ontology annotation, cellular component: spliceosomal complex; nucleus. Gene Ontology annotation, molecular function: zinc ion binding; nucleic acid binding. The record is from RefSeq and is a predicted model, not a curated record. The coding region runs from base 102 to 1034 and encodes 310 amino acids. The transcript has 10 exons. Gene Ontology annotation, biological process: mitotic DNA damage checkpoint signaling; mitotic DNA replication checkpoint signaling; nuclear DNA replication.
CAUAAAACUGAAGUGAAGUAAUGUUAGUGUUUACAAAUUGAACGAUUUUGAAUUUGUUUUGAAUGAGCAUACUGAUAUAUUUUAUAUUGGUUUGAACAUUCAUGAAAAUGGCAUCAUUUAAAGUAAAACAAGAUGAUCUAAGAAAGUUAAUGAAAGAAAGAAGAGAAAAGAAACUUGGAACAAUUAAAGUUGAAUCACCUUUUGCCAAGUAUGACAGUUUAGGUCAGCUAACUUGUUCAAUCUGCAAUGUCGUUGUAAAAAGCAGUAAUUUAUGGGGAACUCAUAUAGCUGGAAAAAUUCACAAAGAGAAUCUUACAAAACAGAAGAAAUCAACACCAAGCAAUGAUUUUAAUAAUACUGUUGCUAUUGGAAUAAAACGGAAUACAGAUCAGCCAGAAGUAACAAAGAAAAUAAAAAGUGAUAUGAAGCCUCCAGAAAAAUCAGAGCCACCGAAAGCAGCUUCACUAUUAGCAAAUUAUUCAGAUUCUGAUGAUUCAGACAUGGAUACAACAGAUGAUGCAGUUCCAUCUCAAAAUUCAUCAAAUAAUGGUUUGCCACCCGAUUUUUUUGACAGCAGUGCAUCAAAUAUAAAUUCAACUACACCACCAGUCUCUGCAUCUGAAACACCCAUGGAGGAAAAUGUAACUGCUGUUGCAAAGAGCACUGAUGCACCACUACCUGAAGGAUUUUUUGAUGAUCCUGUUUUAGAUGCUAAGGCUAGAAAUAUUGAGUAUAAGGAUCCUGUUGAAGAAGAAUGGGAGAAAUUUCAGAAAGCUAUUGCUGAAGAAACAAAUGUAUCAAAUACAAUAAUUGAAGUAGAUUUGGAAGAAACUGUUCUAGAAAGAGACAUAGAACAAAUAGAUGAACAGAUACAUCAGUGGGAACGAGUUAAAAACUUACAGGUACUGGCUGAUGAUGUAAAAAUGAAAACUGUUCAUAAAGAUGAUGAUAAUAAUGAAUCUGGUAAUACUGAUGAUGAUCUUGAUGAAGAUGACUUAUUAGAUUGGCGAUCAAAAGGUGUAAAAAAGUCAUGACAGCACUGUUUUAUUUGAUCAAAAGAAGCUGUUUUUACUUUGUAUAUUUUUGUAAAUAAAUUCAGUAAAGUUUGUUGUUAAUAUAAGUAAAAUUCUUUUCGUAUUC